Lactuca virosa is the source of this 1046-nucleotide messenger RNA. NCBI's taxonomy places the organism in Eukaryota, Viridiplantae, Streptophyta, Magnoliopsida, Asterales, Asteraceae. The record is from the annotation of a GenBank genome assembly.
AAAAACAUAUAAACAUGGAAAGCUCGAGCUCUAAUCCACAUGAACCACAUGUCACACUGGAAGUCGGAGAAGAAGAAUACCCAUAUCCAUCACAUGUUUGUGCAUCAAACCUUACUAGUGUGAAGCUGAGUGGUAAGGCCAAGUUUGUUAUGUGGAAAACACAAAUGCUAUGUCUCUUAGAGAGUCAUGGUAUGUCUGGUUUCAUCGAUGGAACACUUGUAAGCCCUCAAACAAGUGUUUCCGGGAAAGAGAAAGUGGGUGACCAUCAAAAUCGUCACAGGAGGUGGAGAAGAUCAGAUGCCCUUGUGAAGAGUUGGAUUCUUAGUUCUCUCUCUGAAGAAACACUGGGGUAUGUUCUGAAACAUCUCUCAGAGAAACUCCAUCAUCAAGAGAGAAAUGCAUCUGAUUUUAGUGCAAAAGAUGUAUGGGAUGAACUGCAGACUAUCUAUGGUCCUGCUGUUCUUCCGCAAUUGCUAGUUUCAGAUAAACCACAAGACAUAAGAGAAGCAUGGCCAGACCAAUAUUUAAUAUUAAAAGAACAAGAAGACAAGUCUGCACUCCAAAAAUUGUACCGGGCUGCUAUAUCAGGAGAUUGGGAUUCCGUCCAUGCUGUUUUGAAGAGACAAAACAUUACUGUGAUAGACAAAAUCACGAAUAAUGGCAACACAGCACUCCAUAUAGCAGUAGGUGCAACUAAAAAGGCAGACCUAUUACAGAAACUGCUGGAAAAGACACCGGAGAACACACAACUGUUGGAUCUAAGAAAUUCAGAUGGAAGCACACUACUUCAUGUUGCUGCUAUUGUUGGCAACACCGAAGCUGCUGACAUCUUGGUGGGAAGAAACCGAGAUUUGUUAUUAGCCAAGGACAACGAGGGUCACACACCACUAGCUGUAGCUCUAUCUAAUAUGCAUACUCAGACGUCUAAGCAUAUGUUACAAUACAUUAAUACUGACAUAGAGAAGGAUGCUCUGUUUUCUGGCACAAGUGGUGAAGAGCUUCUAGUUGUUGUUAUAUCUUCUAAAAGAUUUUGGUUUGGCAAAUGA